CCAGUGCCUCUGACUUCCUUGACCAUUCUACCACGGACGUCGGUUGCGUACCCUGUUUUCAAUGUCGUAUCGAACUUUACAUGCAUCACUUCAUUGAGCCGGCCUGCAGCUAGUAUUCAGUGGUUCAUUGACAACAGAAACAUAACACACCUUGCUAUACAUUCGAACAAUGAUGAUGUAGCAAGGAGUGAUUUGCAAUAUAAACCAAACGCAAACGGGUACAGUGGUGGAAAUAUAUCCUGCGUUGCAAAAUAUGAGUUCGAACACAUAAGUAAAGUUCUCACAGCUGACAUGAGCAUUCAAGUACAGUACCCCGUUUCGAACCCAAAAGUGACUGUCAACAAUCGAAGUAUAUCAACUGGUUUCGCAAUACGAGAGGAUAGACUCGUUCAUUUGAAUUGUUUCUCUACCGGAUAUCCACAACCUUCUUAUAACUGGACUUACCCGGGCGGACGGUCGACCGGUGCUCUUCUGAAGUGUGCAUUCACUCGCAAUAACGGUAGCGUGUCAUGCAAAGCAUAUAAUGUUAUGCGCACAUUGGAUGGUACACAUAGCGCAGAGGCUACAGAGAAAAAUAUCGCAUUAAAAAUAAACGUAUUGUAUCCACCAGUCAUUACGAAGCUAUCAAGCGAUGACAAGAACGUAGAAAUCAAUAAUAGCACAAUAAGAGCACAGAGAGGUGACAACAUCAGCUUAGUCUGUACUAGUGACGCCAAUCCGCCGGCUACGGUAUUCUGGAAUGGACAACUGAGUGUUUCACCUACAUUGACCGUCACAAGUGUACAGCAUGACGCUGUAUGGACUUGCCAAGCUACAAACACUAUGACUGAAUUUGAUGGAGUAAUAUCCACGUCUAAUGUAACAAGAAACGUAUCCGCGAGAGUAUUAUAUGGUCCUGGUGUUCCUACAAUCACGUACACAAUUCCUACAAUCUCAGAUGCACGUUGGAAUGCGUUACAUGAUCCAAUUAAAGUCAUAGUAGGAAGUACCAUUUCCUUGAGGUGCUCCGCUGACAGUGUUCCGAACUCGACAUACACCUGGGAUACCGGACACAAAGGGAGUAUUUUAACGAUAAUGAAUGUAACGCGAACAACGAACACAAGACACAAUUGCACGGCAAAUAAUGCUAUGGAUACCUCAUUCAAAGGAAAUGUAACUGGCAGUAACUAUUCCUUCGCAAAUCUUGAUAUACUCUAUGGCCCUGCGACCAUAGAAGUCAAGUACAACAACGUCACACCAAUAGAAAAUACAUUUAAAGUCCUCGAAGGAUGGUCGUUCACAAUAUUAUGCUCGGCCAGCAGUAAUCCAGCUCCUCGAUAUUCUUGGUUCGGUCCUGUAGCUGGAGAAGGGAACGUUCUGAUCAUACGAAAUGUGAGAACUGAUAUGAACAGAAAUGUAACAUGUAAAGUAGAUAACAACAUGGUAGAUAGUAUGGGGAAGAUUUUUGUCGGGAAUUCACGUGCAACUGUUUCAAUGGAAGUGUUACACUCGCCUGAUGUACAACGUCUACAGAACCAAACCGUACUACUGAACACUACUCUCACAGUUGUGUGCAAUUUGACAGAUGUUGGUAAUCCACCAGCCUCAAACUUUACAUGGAUAAGGAUGGACAAUAGCACAGUGAUGGGUACUGGACAAACACUUAAAAUAACAAACAUUAGAUUGGCAGAUGCAGGGGAAUACCAGUGUAAUGCUUCGAACAGUAUGCAACCAAUAACUAAUGAAGUGGUAUACGGAUUUAGUCAGUCGACAGUCUAUAUAAAUGUUGAAUACGGGGCAUAUGUACGGGCAUUCGAAGCCAAUCAAUCACACAAUAGCAUCGUUGUUAACCAGGAUGACACAGUAGAGCUGUUGUGUGAUGCAGUUGGUAACCCCGAGCCUGUGGUUCGUGUAAUGAAUAAUACACAUGGAAAUGAAAGAAUCUUAGUUGAAAUAAAUGGACGUAAAGCAAAAUAUCACAUACAACAAGCAAAAUGUGAAUAUGAUACUGGAAACUAUGUAUGUUCGGCUGAUAAUCGUUAUAACAAAGGGAGACAGUUACUGGCACUUAAUGUUUACUGCAUACCUAGAGCGUCGCCAUUUUCUCCUCCACUUAAAAUAUUGUACAGAGGGCCUAACGACACUGUGUUGUUCACGUUCACAAUAAUUGCUUAUCCUAAACCGACUUCACAAGACGUCGUUUGGUACAAGCGAGAUGUUGGCAUUUGGAAGGUAUUAUCAAAUGAGGCAAACUAUCUGGUCACAUUCUCUGAUGAUAGCGUGCAGACACAGCUGAAGAUAUCCCAAGUUCAACUUACAGAUUAUGCCGACUACAUGGUGAACGUUUCUAACAAUUUGGGUUCAACAGUUGAAGUGUUUACUUUAAAAGCGCAGUCACUACCUGAAGUUCCAAAGGAACUGCAAGUAAGCAGAACAGGAAAAACGGAACUGACUAUCGAAUGGAUCCCUGGUUUUAAUGGCGGAGAAAGGCAAAUAUUUAAUAUAAGGUAUACAGCAUUAGGCAAUGGAAGCUGGAUUGUUGUUCCCAAAAACAUUUCUCACUAUAUUUGGACAAUCGAUGGGUUAAUGUCUGGAACGACAUACCAAAUUCAAAUGAUGGCGCUGAACAAAAUAGGAAAGUCGGAUUGGACACAAGAAAUAAACAUAACUACACUGUUUGAUGCAGUAAUAGUUGAUAAAGAAUCGACUUCAGCUGCUAUUGCGGGUUCGAUAGGUGGUUCUGCAGGAGUGGUCAUAAUCGUCGCCGUUCUAGUUGUUAUAUGGAGACACAGAACACGAGAAGUGCCAAAAUCUGAUUUGAAAAAAAUAGUAACGAGAAGAUUACAAAAUCAAUCUAACGGCGCAUACGAAAACAUCGCUGGGAUCCAACGUUUAAACAAACAUAACACAGUUAUAUCAGACAUCUCUAGCUCAACUUUAGCGGCAAAUUCGAGCGAUUCAUCUUCUACGCAACGAAGAGACUCAUAUUCUAUUGAACAUGAUCCAAUAUACGACAACAUCUACAAGAAAACGACUAAUUUCAAGAGUAAAAACAUUAGCAUUCAGAACUUACGAGAGACUAUCACUCAAGAUAAAAACAAUACAACAGAUGUUUUCACCGAAUUUAGUGCAUUGAGCGUCGCGAGUGAGACAAUAAAAGAGAGCAAAAACUCAGCUAUUAAAACAGCCAAUACAUCGAAAAACAGAUACAGAAAUAUGUAUCCAUACGACAAAAAUCGGGUUAUUCUUUCUGUAAUCGGAAAAGACAUAGACACGGAUUUCAUCAAUGCAAGCUUCAUAGAUGGAUAUUCCUCUACAAAGAAUUAUAUCGCUGCACAAGGACCAUUAGCCAACACGAUCGCGGAUUUCUGGAGAAUGAUUUGGGAAAAUAAUGUCCGAGUUGUGGUCAUGGUAACAAAUCUAGUAGAGUAUUCGAAGAGAAAAUGCAUCCAGUACUGGCCUAAAGACGCCGCCAAUAACUGUCAGUAUGGAGACUCUACAAUACAUCUUCUUUUUGAAGAUAUUUAUGCCGACUUUGUUGUUCGCACGUUGGAAUGCAAUCGGAAGGGUUUUUCAAAAACAAUUUCUCAUCUACACUUCACGGCGUGGCCUGACAAAGACGUCCCAGACACAGCCCUUUCGCUUUUGCAAUUUUGGCGGAAGGUUCGCAGCUUGGAGAGGCAUGAGGAAUCUCCAUGGAUUGUGCAUUGCAGUGCGGGUGUGGGCCGAACUGGCACAUUUAUCGCAUUAGACUAUCUUUACGACCAAGGGGUAUCGGAGAAACAUAUAAACGUGUUUGACGCCGUGUUACUACUUCGUGAACAAAGGAUGAACAUGGUUCAGACAAAGAACCAGUAUUUAUACCUCCAUGAAGUAUUGUGCGAAGCUCUGUGUCCUGUUGGGGAAGUGCUGAAUAACAGAACAUUUUUAGAACAAAAAUACACAUCCAACUAUAUCAACGAAGAAUACUUGACAGUUUGCCGCUCUCAUAUUGCUGAAAGCAAAGAAGAUACUGUAGAUGAUGCCUACCUAAGAGUUUUAGAUGGUGAAAAAUCCGAAAACAUUUAUAAAAACAUCAGCACAUGUGUUAUUCCAGAUGACAAAUAUCGCCCAGUACUGAAGAUGGCUGUCAACACAAGGGGGCAUACAGAUUAUAUAAAUGCCGUGUAUCUAUCGACAUUUCAAAAAGAAGACAGGUUGAUAUUGACGCAGUCAGCAAAUAUAAGCUCAGAUGUGGAUUUUGUGCGUCUGCUGCACGACCACUAUGUUCGGACGAUCGUAACCGUAGGCGAUAAGAUGGAACCGUACUUACCAGAGAAUGGAGACACUAUUGUGAUAGGUCCUUUCACCGCCUCAUCCAUAUCAUUUGAACAGAAGCAGCACUUCAAACAAUAUGUCGUGAGAUUCAAUCAUAUCGGAGAGCGAGACGGCUUCGAUGUUCUCGUGUAUAGAUUCACAAACUGGUCACAGCAGUUUGAUUUGUGCCCGGCGAAGGAAUUGCUAAGUCUGCUAAACGAAGUUCAAGAACGCGCUGCAACAGACGGACCAGUGGUUAUUCAGUGCCAUGACGGAUACAGUCGCAGUGGUCUAGUGGCAGUGCUUUGGUGCCUAAUGGAGCGCAGUAAACAUGACGGGGAAGUGGCUGUGGCAGAAACAGUUCGACUGAUCAGGCGAAGGAGGCAGCAAGUCAUAAAAAACGAGGAACAAUACCGUAUCUGCCAUGAAUUCAUGAAGGAGUUUGUCGAGGGGUGUGCCGUUUAUGCAAAUACAUGAUGGGUUUACGACACAAAAGAAACAAUAACCUUCCCGACAAUGAGGAAACCGAGCAUAGACUGAAACUUAAUCAGGAACAAAUCAUGUUAUUGACAUUAGAAGCCCACAAUUGAAACAGCAUUUCUUUGUUUUUGCUAAUUAUAUGUAUUAUAUACAUGUGCCUUUCUUAUCGGACCUUAUAUAAACUGAUAUUUAAAUAUAGAAUAAAUGUAUACUACUCUAUACAGUUUAAUAGCUAAAAACGUUUGAUAAUAAUCUUACGCACAUUAAAGAUCUUUAAUGCCAUCUUUUAUACUCAUCUUUAUUUUAUUCACUUUAUAAAAGUCCCUAUCCUAUUAUUCAAACAAAGUGGAGUUAGAUAUUAACAUUCCGAAACACUCUUAAUUAUUCAAUGAGUUAGAACUCACUAUUUUGUAAUAGAUUUCAUAUGCUGAUUGUUCAUAUGCAAACAAAUAUGUUCAGUCACUUCGUCCUUUUUAUUUGCACCAUCGUUAACAGUGUUGUAUUAUCUGGUAAAUCGAAAAACAAGUUUAAAUUUGUCAUUUUGUUUGUCAACAAUCAUCUUAAAACCGAAAGUAUUAUGUAACGAAUGCUGAUGUUUGAUUUUGCAUGUGCAAGCUGUCAAUUGACAUAAGUGUGUUUAAAUGCUACAUCGAAAACAUUUGCCGCAUAUUGACCGCACACUGAUGUUUGAAUGGUAUCAAUGAAAAUGCUAACGCGCAUCAAUAUUUCACCGAGUUGAAACUUAAGAAUACUCAAAAAUCAAAGUGAGUGGUCCACCCAAUGUUGAGGUUGUUUUAUCGUAUAGGCAUUGGUCACUUGAAUAACAGAAAAGAAUGGGUUGAUAAACUUCUUUUUUUCUGAUUAUGUCUCUUUGUUUCAUUAUUGCUUAAUAGCUUAAUCAGCUUUUCUAUAUGUACAUAUGUAAAUAUAUGUGUAAACAUUUAAUUAGUCGUGAACGCUUUUCUUAUUAUUAUAAUAACUUGCCUAUGUCUUUUUUGUAUGUGAAAUACUGAUAUUUAAUUUAUUGUAUUUGCAAUAGAAUGUUUAGUUUAUGAUAUGUGCUUUAAUUCCAUUUAAUUGAUGUGUUAAGUUUACAGGCAUCUCAUACAAGUAUAUCACACAGAGGAAAAAAGAUAUUAUGAAGAUAUAUGUAUGGUCGUAUUUGAAAUGUCACACAGAAACAUAAAUGUAGAAACCAAUCCUUUAUAUUGUGCAGACAUUGCCUGGUUUGCUUAACACAUAGUUGGUAAGAAUAAUUUCCAAAUAAUAUGCAUUUUCAUUUGCAAAUAAAACAACUAUUUACCAUUUUAUAUGCACAUGUACUUUGCUUAUGACAUAUGUGUUAAACUGAAGUAAUAAAAUAGUCAUCAUAUUACAUAAAUAUAA
Molecule: messenger RNA, 6141 nt
Organism: Dreissena polymorpha
Lineage: Eukaryota; Metazoa; Mollusca; Bivalvia; Myida; Dreissenidae
Exons: 28
Coding region: 292-4752 (1486 amino acids)
Biological process (GO): protein dephosphorylation
Molecular function (GO): protein tyrosine phosphatase activity; protein binding
Source: RefSeq, a predicted model, not a curated record